UCAAGGCCAGCCCUGGACAGCCUCUGACGCUGCUCUGAGUGAGCCCUGCAACUUCUUAGCAGGCUGGGCGUAGCCUGGUCGCCUUGACCACCAGAGGGAGAAACCUUGGGAACGUUGGUUCAGGACGCUGUGCCUUGGAGUGACACCCACCACCUGGGCUUGCUCCCUUGCAGUUACCCUCCCUGACCUGGAGAUUCCAGGAGCAUGCUUGCCCAGAGCCCUAGAAGUACCCCUCCGCCCAUACCACUCCUUGCUAUUUUAAAUGCGUGUCUCAAGCCAAAGCUGCUAACGAGGUUGGAGAAACAGGUGAACAGGAAGACAGCGGUGGCGCUGAAGGAGCUGAGCCAGCAAAUCCAAGAAACUAAAUGCCGGCGGGAAAGGCUGCUGAAGGACACCAGGCAGCUACUGGAAGAAAAACACCGUGUGCAGGCUGAAAACCAGCUUUUCAUGGACUACCUGCACAAAAACAGCGAGCGGUGUGAAAAGAAACGGGAGGCGCUGUGGAAGCAAUGUGCCCAGGAGUGUGGCGAGAUAGAGCGAAGGAGACAAGAGCUGGCGUCCAGAUACACCCAGAGAAAUGCAGCCCUUCGAGCACAGCUCCUGCAGGGCAGAAAGACCCAGGAGGACUUAAGGCAGCAGCUGCAGGCACUGAAGACCGUUUACAUGGUAAAGGAGAGGCAGGACACGACAAUGCAGACCUUGGAGAAGGAGAAAGAGAAAAUCCGGGGUGAGACAGCGGCCAAGGACCAGGAGGCACACAUCCGGUUCCUUCGGGAGAAGGCCCUGAUGGAGAAGAAGCUGCAAGAGUUGGACUUGAUGGAGCUGGGGCAGAUCAGCACUAAGGGGCUUACGAGGAAGUCCAAGGCCUUGGCGCAGGCCUGCAAGCAGGCUCAUUUUGAGUUCUGUGGCAGUCUCCACAGAGAGAACCAGCAGCUACGGAAGGAGCUCCAGCAACUGAGUCAGGAGUACCGGAAGGUGGAAGCUGUGAGAACCGGGUUGGAGAAGCAGCAGCAGCUGGUGAAGGAGCAGCAGUGGUAUCUAGAAGCCUUGACCAGAGGGCGGCAGCGGCUGCAGGCAGGACGUGAGCGCCACCGUGCUCAUAAUCCAUGCCUUAAGGAACAGAGUGCUUCGAAGACCAUGCUGAGCACCAAAUCAAGAACAAAUUCAAAGUAACGGCUACCAGAACGGAUUAAAGAAUUUGAGCACUUGAGAUAAUCUACAAUCCAAAAAGUAUCCUGCGUGGAGAAUACAAGCGUGUUUUCAGAAAGGGGCAGUUGUGAUAUCGGGCUGUGCUCUUAGCCUGGGAUCUACAUUCUGGCUGGCUGGCUGCCUGGGGCUGUUGUGGAUUCCAGAGAUUUAGAACAUUUGGAAAACUUUUUAAAGAGUUGUGCUACUCAUUUUUAUAGCAACAUUUGAAAUUCUCAGAUUAGUUAGGACGUGUUAUUUUAGUUCCAAUACAGUUAUUUUUUUCUUCGUGUAUACUUUGUAGUCCCCAAAGUGUGGUGUAUAAUUCGGUGCAGUGUAUAAUUCGUAAGUUCUGUGUAUUUUUGACCAUUUGAAACAACUAGGAAUCAUAUUUUCAACUGUAGGGGUUUUUUGUUUGUUUGCUUGCUUAUUUGCUGAGAGGGUUUGCAUGUUUGCAUUUGUGAUGGGCUGGUCAUUUGUUGAACUGUGGGGUCCUGGUCUGGGAGAAUGGUCAUGUAUUUCAGCAAUGCCCCUGCAUGGGCAAAUGCAAUUGGCUUUAUGUUUCUCAGAAAUUAUCGGUAAUGAAAACUUCAAAGUAACUUUCUAGAAUUUUCAGCUUUAAUUAUAUGUAAAAUGGAUUCAUU
Peromyscus californicus insignis is the source of this 1829-nucleotide messenger RNA. Its product is annotated as coiled-coil domain-containing protein 121-like. The transcript has a single exon. Bases 205 to 1173 code for a protein of 322 amino acids. Lineage: Eukaryota; Metazoa; Chordata; Mammalia; Rodentia; Cricetidae. The record is from RefSeq and is a predicted model, not a curated record.